Rotaria sp. Silwood2 is the source of this 1278-nucleotide messenger RNA. NCBI's taxonomy places the organism in Eukaryota, Metazoa, Rotifera, Eurotatoria, Philodinida, Philodinidae. The record is from the annotation of a GenBank genome assembly.
AUGGGUGUCAAUCCGAAAUCACCAAAUGAAUUCGAUGAAGCGCAUCUUUCUCAACUGUCUAUAGCUGUCUCAAUGAUGGAAAACAAGGGCAUUUACGCUUUGCUCGAUUGCCAUCAAGAUGUCUUUUCACGAUUCUUCUGUGGCGAGGGUCUUCCUGAUUGGGCAGCUAAAAAUUUAGGCAAUGAGACUCUCAACCGAUUUCCAUUUCCUCUUCCCAUCAAUUUUACACGUGAACCGGAUACAGGAUAUCCAGUUCUUGAUGAUUGUUUGAAACAUACUUUUGGUCAAUACUAUUUCACAGAAGGAGUGGUUAAUGGAUUCAAAAUGCUAUAUACAGAUGGUAAUGGUACUCUUGAAGCGUUUGCCACAUUCUGGCAUAAAAUAGCCAGUUAUUUUGCUGAUCAGUCGUCUGUUCUUGGGUAUGAGCUCAUCAACGAGCCAUCAUUUCCAGCAUUGGCCGAUGUUUUACAAAUGGGUCUCGUCGAUCAAAAAUAUUUGGCUCCGAUGUAUAAAAAGUUGCAUGAAGUGAUUCGAAAAGUUGAUGACAAACAUCUAAUCUUUUUUGAGCCAUGCGUCUUCGAUGUAUUUCAAACCGGUUUCACCGAAGGACCAGGUGGUAAAGAAUACAACAAUCGACAAGUGUUUAGUUAUCAUGACUACUGUUUGGAUGUGACGAAGCAAGGAGAUCCACAAUCAGAUGUGUUGUGUGAACUCUUUGAUAAUGCUCUAAUCUAUUUACGUGUGAAAGAAGCGCGCGUGAAAAAGUUCGGCGGUAUGAUGCUGACCGAAUUUGGUGGACUCAGUAAUUCUACCAAAGGUGUCGAAGAACUCAAUCGAGUGACUUCAAUAGCCGAUGACUUUCUACAAAGCUGGACUUAUUGGCAAUUCAAGAAAUAUGCCGAUUUGACAACAUCCGUAAGACCUGCUACGACAGAAUCAUUCUAUACGGAUGAUGGCGAAUUGGAAUUGAACAAGGUGCAAGCACUCUCACGAUCAGAUGCACAAGCUAUUGCAGGUGUUCCGACACGUAUGGCAUUCUUUCCUACCACCAACCUAUUCGAACUGCAGUUUAUCAUCAAUACGAACAUUCGACAACCAACAGUCAUCUAUCUGAAUGAAGAUUUCAACUAUCCACAUGGUAUUAGCGUCACACUCUUUCCAGAAAAUUCACUUACCUGGACAUCACCUAAUCGCAACUACUAUGAAUUUGUUUCAAAUGGAUCAAUACAAAAUGGGACAGUUAUCUUGAUUCAAAUUUUUGCGAAGAGUGAAAAUUGA